AUGUCUAACUACUAUUUCCUUUUUUCAUUCAUUUUUACUCUAUUCAUCAUCACAAAACAACAACAAAAUAAUGAAAAUUUAGUAUUUGUUCCAAUUAUUACAUCCAAAAACACAGCAGAAUAUAUUAACUUGAUUAAAAUGUUACGCCGUCCAACACCUCUUAAUUCAGCAGAUUCACAAAUGUAUAACUACAAGAUACAAAAUGGACAAGAUGGAAGGACUAAACGUCAAUUAGCUGCUGCUUUUAAUGAAGGAAGCAUUCUCACGCCCGAAAAUAGGAUUCAACGAGAAUUCACAGAGAAACGAUUCAGCCGGAUUGGAGGAAAUAUAAUGAUGGGAUGAAUUUAAAAUAAAAAAAUAUUUAUUCAGAAAUUCCUCAUUUAUUGAAAAUGAUCUCAUUGAAUUU
Meloidogyne enterolobii is the source of this 406-nucleotide messenger RNA. NCBI's taxonomy places the organism in Eukaryota, Metazoa, Nematoda, Chromadorea, Rhabditida, Meloidogynidae. The record is from the annotation of a GenBank genome assembly.